GGUUUAUCGUCCGCAAUGAUCAAAAAACUAGGGUUGAUCUUGUUGGUGUCUCUGGUGGUGUAUCCAGUGCUCUGUAGAGCAGACGAUUCCGGCGUGGAGGUGGAGGUGGAGCGCGAGCAGCCGAUCGUAGAGGAGGCUUCUGGACCGGUGAAUGCCGAGAGUGACACGGUGUGGAGCGAGAGCGAUGAGUAUGGGUCCAACUACACGGCGGCGGACAAGUCGUCUUUGAAAGAGACCAAGUUUGCGUUUCAAGCGGAGAUCAACCGUUUGAUGAGCAUUUUGGUGAACUCGCUGUACAGCAAUCGCGACGUGUUUCUUCGAGAGCUGAUAUCUAACGCGUCGGACGCGCUGGACAAGCUUCGCUACAUGUUGUUGACGAAGGGGUCUGAGAGCGUCGACGAGAGUGGGAGUCUGAAGCCCCAGAUUCGCAUAUGGGUGGACAAGGAGAAGCGCCAGCUGAACAUUCUAGACACGGGGAUUGGCAUGUCGAAGGAGGAGUUAGAGAACAACUUGGGCAAGAUAGCCAAGUCCGGAACCAGCGAUUUCAUCCAGAAGUUGUCUCUCGGAGGGGAGAAUUUGGACAGUCAAAUCGGACAGUUCGGCGUCGGGUUUUACUCGGCGUUUUUGGUGGCGAAUUCGGUGACGGUGACCACCAAGUCGGACGGCCAUCCUCAAUACGUCUGGAGGUCGAGCGACGAGGAUUCGGGUUCUUACACGAUUGCGGAGGAUCCCAGAAAGGACACGUUGAAGCGAGGGACUCUGAUCACGCUAGACUUGAAGAAGGAUGCCAGCGCGUACAUGAGCGAGAGCAAAUUGCGCUCGUUGAUUCACCAGUACAGCGAGUUCAUCAACUUUCCCAUCUACCUGAGAAAUUCCAAGGUAGUGUCCGAGAAGAAGGACGAGGGAGAUGCGGGCGCCGAGAAGCCCGAGGAACCCGAGAAGCCCGAGGAACCCAAGGAAGAAGUCGACGAGGACAACGAGGACGAGGAGUUUGAGUCGAGCGUGGAAGUAGACGUAGCCGGAAAGAAGGUGAUGUAUUCGUGGGAGCUGGUCAACAACCAGAAGCCCAUAUGGACUCGCAGUCCUAGUCAAAUUUUGGAUGAAGAGUACGACGAGUUUUACAAGGUCUUGAACAAAAACGACACGAAAAAGCCUCUCAAACACAUUCAUUUUAUGGCGGAGGGAGACCACAUGUUCACCUGCCUACUGUACAUUCCCGCGUCGUCGCCGUUCAACGUGUUCGACCACUCGAUGAAGUACCACAAUUUGCGCCUUCAUGUCAAAAGAGUGUACAUCACCGACAGCUUUGACGACGUGCUCCCUCGCUACCUGGCGUUUCUGGUGGGGUUGGUGGACUCCGACAACAUGCCGCUGAACGUGUCCAGAGAGGUCUUGCAGAAGCAUAGGCUGAUGAACGUGAUUCGCCGAAAAAUUGUGAACAAGGUGCUCGCGACGAUCGAAGACGUGUUCGAGAAUGACCGAAAGUUGUACGACAAGUUCUACCUCGAGUACUCCGCGAAUCUGAAAUACGGUGUCGUGGAAGACAAGAAGAACUCGCAGCGCCUCAUGAAGCUCUUGCUGUUUAACAGCUACCGCCAUCCCAAGAAGCAGAUUACCCUGCAGCAGUACGUGAAAGAGAUGCCAGAAGAGCAGAAGUCCAUUUAUUACAUUGGCGGCGAGAGCAUGAAGACCAUCAAGGGCAGUCCGCUGAUCGAGCCGGCGACCAAGAAAGGAUAUGACGUUUUGUACCUGCCAUCGACAAUUGACGCGUACACAAUCGAAGUUUCCAAGUCCUUCCGCGCCGAGGACAACACCACGUACAAGUUCGUCGACAUGACCAAGGAGAGCGACUCCAUCUCUAAGGAAGACAAGGAGAUGCUGGAGAACCUCGAGAAGGGCGAGUACAAGCCCCUUCUGGACUUUUUCACGAGUGUCAUGAAGGAGCACCACAUCGGCUCGGUGAAGUUGACGAACCGCCUGCACACCACGCCCUGCGCCCUGAUCGCAUCCAGCAACAGCUACUCCGCCAACAUGGAGCGCAUCAUCAAGGCGCAGUACGCCGAGACGAUGACGCCCCUCGUUAUGAGGGCGCUCGGAAAGACUUUUGAAUUCAACAUCGAGCAUCCGAUCGUUCACGAGCUCUUGCGACUGGUGAAGGAGAACGAGACAAACACCGUUUCCGAAUGUCUGCGGCUGCUCUACGAAUCAGCCAUCAUUACCAGCGGGUACAGCAUCGAGCAGCCGAUUGAAUUCAGCCGUCGAUUGCACCGCCUGGUCGGACAGAACUUGCGCAUUCCUAUGGACUGGAGCGUCGAGGAGGUGGUGGAAGAGGAGAAGGACGACGAAGAGGACGAGUCGGCGCCAUACGACACGAUCGAUGCGGAUCAAGAAGACCAAGUUCAAGAAAAUGACGAAUUCGAACAGCCCGGAGAUGAGGAAUCUGAGCCGCGCGGAGACGACGAAUCUGAACAGCCCAAAGGUGACGGGUCUGAACAGCACGGGGACAACGAGUCUGAACUACAAGAAGGCGAAUUCACCCAGGACGAUGAGGUCAGCCCGCAAUCACAUGAGAAUGGGGAUGUUCUAUUGACGGAGGAGCAGACGAACGAUGAAUACAGCGACGAGCUAUAAAGCACCCUAAAAAAAAGUUUCUUGAUACAAAAA
Messenger RNA from Schistocerca gregaria, 2664 nucleotides. Its product is annotated as endoplasmin-like. The transcript has 3 exons. Gene Ontology annotation, molecular function: ATP binding; ATP-dependent protein folding chaperone; ATP hydrolysis activity. Gene Ontology annotation, biological process: protein folding. The record is from RefSeq and is a predicted model, not a curated record. The coding region runs from base 16 to 2631 and encodes 871 amino acids. Lineage: Eukaryota; Metazoa; Arthropoda; Insecta; Orthoptera; Acrididae.